UGUUCCGGUAAUCCGUUCAGGUUCAGUUAAGUGAUAUUGAUCAAUUCAAAGGUGGCCAACAAUUUCCAAGAGUUGUGCACGGUUUGCAAAUAAGUGAUCAAAAAACCAACGCUUCGCAUCCGUCAAUAUUAUUGCGCAAUACGCGUCAAAAUUGUGCCAUAUAUGUAUGGGUGUCGCAAUAAAUUGACACAGUGGGAAUUAUUGUCGGGAAAUUAUUGACAAAAAUCGCGCCAAAAACCCUUGAGGUUGCUACGUUAUCCUUCUUCGAUUGAUCAAUCGUUCUUUCGAACUACCGCACGGUAUUGACGUUAACGUUAAUCCUAGCAACCAUGGAAGAUCAGAAGCCGAACGUUAUGAGUAAAGAAGAUAGGAAAAUGGCGGAGCAGCAAUUUAUUCGGGAAUUUCUUGAAUUGUACCACAAUCUGCCAGCGCUGUGGGACGUGAACAACAAAAUAUACACCAAUCGCAUGAUCAAGGCGGAGCAGUAUCGUAUACUUACCAAUAAGUACCAAGAGAGAUAUCCCAAUGCUGACAAGGACGAAGUGACCAAAAAAAUCAAUUCUUUGCGAACAAACUUCCGCAAAGAGCUCAAACGAAUUCGCGAAGCAAAAGAAAAUGCGACCAAUCCAGAGGACGUAGUACCUACGUUAUGGUAUUUCGAAGAAAUGAGUUUUCUUGCUAAUCAAGAGACUCCAAUCUUAAAAAUGAACGUUCCUGUGGAUAAUGAAGGCAUGAAGACCGAUGAAGAACUACCAACAACUUGUAAAGGAAAUAAGAGCUUUAAAUUGGAGAUGAAUCGUGCAUCUCGGCGAGAAAAAAGAAAACGUUCAAUUUCCGAUCCGCUCAGAGUAGAACACGUGCCGACUGCAAUGCCUUCUCACCUCCAAAAACAAGGACCGGACGAUUACGAUAAAAUAGUUUCAGUAUGGGCAGACGAGCUCCGCAAAAUGGACCCACAGCAACAGCUAUUUGCGAAAAAAGCCAUCAAUGAUAUUCUCUUCGAGGGACAAAUGGGAACCUUGCAUCGUCAUUCUGUGGAAAUUAACGUCUCUAAUAUGGCAUUCGCCCCCCCUAUGCAUCCGCCCUGCAUGUCUCCACCAAAUAGUUCUCAAUCCUUAUCAUAAUUUAAUCUUCGUCGUGAGUUAUGAGAUACAUUUUCAUGUUACGGUACAUUUCUGUAACGUAUUCUAGAAUUAUUCCAUCAAAUUUCUGACUGUAAUUUUAAUUAAACAAACAAAAGUUUAUAAUAAAACAAAUUUACUUGCACUAGGCCUGGAAUGGAAAUAUUACUUACCUUAGUUUUUAUCGAAUGGUGGUGACCUAU
Molecule: messenger RNA, 1324 nt
Organism: Anopheles aquasalis
Lineage: Eukaryota; Metazoa; Arthropoda; Insecta; Diptera; Culicidae
Source: RefSeq, a predicted model, not a curated record